AACGAAACAAAUUAACAGCUGAUGGAAUCACCGCCAUAUAAACAAAAUACAGCAAAAUCCUGGGCAAUCAGGUGGUAUAUUUAUGUAGAAAAAUGCCAAUUACCGACCAGGAGAAAUUAGGUAUAGUUGAUUUUCUGGCAAAAGAUGAGCAAAAUGUACCGGCACUGCUGCAAGUGGCCAGAAGCGUGACAAAAAACAUUUGCGACGUAGCAACAACGCAAGAGGCACUGGACUACGUGUAUAUACAAAUUGGAGAUACACUAACGCUGCUAAACAAACGGGCUAUAACAAGAGAAAUGCUUUUUAAAUACUUACAUCAACGUAAAAUUCAAGUCAAUGCAGAUUUCACCAAAGGCGCUUUAAUAAGUAGAAUUAUUGAAUAUUGGAACUCUAAAUUCGAGUAUAACAAUGAUAACUCUUUACCUAAUACCACUACGAGCAUAACAAGAUUAACCAAUGUGACUGAAAAUAAUACAGCCACUAGCAUCACGACUAAUCUUAGCACAUCACAACAAGAGAAUGAAACUCAGUAUCCCAUUCAUUUACUGGCGCGACAGUUUACUGAAUGGUUUUUUAAUAACCUAAAUAAACAAACUGUAAAAGCAGAUGAUUUUUGGUCAGAUUGCCAACUACAAUUGCGAAUUGCCGCUACCGAUCAAAUUAAUGAUUAUGAGUGUACAGGUACAGAUGAAGUAAUCUUUACGCUUUUAGGUUCAAAAGAACAAUUUGGCUUCUACUUCAAUCCGAACCUCACGCAUGCUGGUGUUCAAGGUCGAAUGAAUGUGCAUGGUCUAGUACUGGUAUUGGCAUGUGGUACACUUCACACAGAGCAAAAUUGUGUAGGCGUAUUUGAGUGUACGUUUGGCCUAUUGCGUGAUCCAUUCGCUGAGAACAACUGGAAGGUGAAAACAAUGAAAUGCAUACUGCGCAGCCAGCUAGCUGCUGUAAUGCCAAGCUUGUGUGAAAGCGAAACACUCGUAGAGGCACUUCAUUUACCGAUUCCAGAAGGAGAAAUUACGUAGCAUUAGCAGAUAUAGAUACCGACUAUCUACGAAAUCUAGUAUCUUCAAUAUUUAUUUAUUUUAAUUUUAUUGCUAAUAAUAAAUUAUUUUCAUUCAAA
Rhagoletis pomonella (apple maggot) is the source of this 1120-nucleotide messenger RNA. RefSeq lists its product as uncharacterized. The transcript has 2 exons. NCBI's taxonomy places the organism in Eukaryota, Metazoa, Arthropoda, Insecta, Diptera, Tephritidae. The record is from RefSeq and is a predicted model, not a curated record. Bases 93 to 1022 code for a protein of 309 amino acids.